CGUCUCCGCGCAGUAGAUCUUGUGACCUUUAAAUAGACAAUAAUAUGAAGCUGAAGAAUUAUUAUAUUCUUAAAUGUAAUUUCUUACUUCCUUUGGCUGAUUUUCAGGACUCUAAAAACCGAAUUUGGAGUUUUUAAACUUCCUACUGUGGUGGUACUCUUUUAGCUAUUACUGUAUAGGAGGCUAGAUUUUUUUAUACAAAAAUUGCCAGAGUCUGUAUCAAACGAAUACCUUACAUUGUCUAAAAUUUGUUAAUUUAUCAUCCUUUUUGAAAAGUUUAACUGUUCGUCGCGGUAGUUUACUCAUAUACGUUUCUGUCAUUUCAACCAGUAAUGGACAAGCGAAAAGAAUCUGAAUUUCCACAGAAUGGUCAUGUCGUGAAACGGCCUCGUGUGGAAGAUGUAACUUUAGUUUCAGAAGAAGAUACCUUGUCUAGGACUUCAGACUUAAUAGCUCCUAAUUUACAAAUGUUAGGACACUCUUCAGAAGUCUUGGUAUCAAGAUUUGAUACUUCUGGCUCGAAAUUCGCGUCUGGCGGGAUGGAUCGUCAAAUACUUUUAUGGAAUGUAUUUGGAGAAGUCAGUAAUUUUGGUAUUUUGUCUGGUGCUAAGGGUGCUAUAACUGAUUUACAAUGGAGCAGAGAUGGUGAAGUUUUAUACAAUGCAUGCUCCGACACUAACCUAUACUCAUGGAAUACAAAUUCUGGACAAAAAAUAAGAAAGUACAAGGGCCAUGCUGGCGUGGUCAAUGCUCUAGAUGUAUUACGUGUCGGUUCAGAAUUGCUAGCUUCAGUCAGUGAUGACUCGACUUUAAAGGUGUGGGAUAGUCGCUCUAGGGACUGUAUACAAAGCAUAGGAGAAAAGUUUCCUCUUACGGCUGUCGCCAUUUCACAGCAAGGCACUACUGUAUACACUGGAGGCAUCGAGGGUGUCAUUAAAGCGUGGGAUCUAAGAACAAACGAAGUUCUUUACACUUUGACAGAACAUAAUGAUAUUAUUACGAGCUUAUCUUUGUCUAAGGAUGGUUCAACUUUGUUAUCCAACUCCAUGGAUAGCACAGUAAGAACUUUUGAUGUAAAACCAUUUGCUCCUUCCAAUAGACACAUUAGUGUUUACAGUGGAGCCGUUCACGGAUUAGAGCACAAUCUUUUAGGAGCCGCAUGGAGCGGAGAUACUCGUUUAAUUGCUGCAGGUAGCUCGGAUCGGAAUACGUACGUUUGGUCAUCCUCUUCGGGGGAACUUAAAUAUCAAUUGCCUGGUCAUGAAGGUUGUGUCAAUCACGUCGAUUUUCAUCCAACCCAAAAUAUCAUCCUCUCGUGUUCUUCAGACAAAACUAUGUUUCUUGGUGAACUUAGCUAGAAUAAUAAAGUCUGUUUUUUGCAGUUAUUAAACCCACAUUUAUUGUACCUUGUC
This is a messenger RNA of Schizosaccharomyces octosporus yFS286, 1412 nucleotides long. Its product is annotated as splicing factor Spf38. The record is from RefSeq and is a predicted model, not a curated record. The transcript has 5 exons. NCBI's taxonomy places the organism in Eukaryota, Fungi, Ascomycota, Schizosaccharomycetes, Schizosaccharomycetales, Schizosaccharomycetaceae. Gene Ontology annotation, cellular component: catalytic step 2 spliceosome. The coding region runs from base 333 to 1358 and encodes 341 amino acids. Gene Ontology annotation, molecular function: RNA binding; protein binding.